AUGGCCUUGGUUCUGCAACUGCUGCCGUUGCUGCUGCUGCAACUGCUGCCGUUGCUGCUGCUGAGGGCCCAGGGAGACCCCGGUGCUUCACUGGACGGCCGCCCUGGAGACCGGGUGAAUUUCUCCUGCGUAGGGAUCUCGCAUCCCAUCCGCUGGGCCUGGGCGCCUAGUUUCCCGGCCUGCAGGGGCCUGUCCAAAGGACGCCGCCCAAUCCUGUGGGCCUCAUCCAGCGGAACCCCCACUGUGUCUCCCCUCCAGCCCUUUGCUGGUCGCCUACGUGCCCUGGACCCUAGUAUCCGGCGGCUGGAGCUGCUCCUGAGCGCGGGGGACUCAGGCACCUUUUUCUGCAGGGGCCGCCAAGAGAAGGAGAGCCGUACUGUGCUGCAUGUGCUAGGGGACGGGGCUGAUUGCAGGGCUCCGGGGCCUACCCACGGGUCUCUGUAUCCCCAGCUCCUGAUCCCACUGCUGGGCGUUGGGCUGCUGCUAGGACUCGGGGCGUUGGGCGUGGUCUGGUGGUGGCGCAGGCGAUCACCCCCGCAACCGCCUCGACCGCUCCCCAGAUUUGAUCCACUGCUGACAGUCGAGACCCAGAGGCCAGUAAAGGAGGAGGAGCCUAAGGUCGCAGGGGACCUGGACCAGGAGCCGAGCCUGCUCUAUGCAGACCUGGAUCAUCUGGCCCUCAGAAGUCCCCUCCAGUUAUCUCCAGUGGUUUCUGCUGAUGCCUCCACCAUCUAUGCAGUUGUAGUUUGAAGGGAAAUCCUUAUUCUGAACUUGGCAAGCUGGGGGUUCUCAGCUCUCCACAACUCCCACCCCUUCUUGGCCCCUCAUCUGGAGAAGGAAUGGGGUAAAAAUGAGCACUAGCCUGAGAGUCAGGAGCCCUGGGUCUCAGGCUAUCUCUGCCACUGAUCUAGCUCCUUCAGUUACCCCAUCUCAUAACUUUCUUGUUUCCUUCACCACUGGUGCCCUCUCUAAACCUGAUCAAGCCCUGUCUCCCUAUCUUAAGACUUCAACAACUCCUAGAUAGUUGUCCUACUCUUCUUUUCUCUCCACAGUCCAGCUCUUUGAACCAGGGGCCUACACUUGUAUUUUCUUCUCCCUCCCUCCACCCCACUUGCUCAUCUGCUCUCCAUGAGGUUGCCAGUGAGGUCCUGAGGGCCAC
This is a messenger RNA of Hyaena hyaena (striped hyena), 1159 nucleotides long. RefSeq names its product megakaryocyte and platelet inhibitory receptor G6b (gene MPIG6B). The coding region runs from base 1 to 750 and encodes 249 amino acids. Gene Ontology annotation, cellular component: plasma membrane. Lineage: Eukaryota; Metazoa; Chordata; Mammalia; Carnivora; Hyaenidae. The record is from RefSeq and is a predicted model, not a curated record. The transcript has 6 exons. Gene Ontology annotation, biological process: platelet formation; blood coagulation; integrin-mediated signaling pathway.